ACAAAGUUUAUCAAAUUUAAAUUAUGAAAUUUAAUUUUCUAAAAUUCAAAUAAAAAAUCGCGCCAAUUUAAUGCAUAAUUAUUUAUUUAAAUUUAAAUAAAAUAUAAAUAUUUAAUUUAUAAAUUAUUUAUUACAUUUAUAACUUAUAUAAAUAAAUAUAUUUAUGUAUAAGUAUCAGUGCACAUAUAGUCAUAUAUUUAUAUAAAUAUUUUUAUUGUGUUGGUAUAAGACAGCGGUUUUUUAUUGGUCGUUGGUUGGAAAAUUUGGUUAUCCAGUUUACAUUUAGGCAACAAAAAUUUUCUUGACCGUUUGAAAAGAGAUAAAAAAAAAACGUGGUUUGUAAAGAUUAAAAUCUCGGUAAACUCAAUACACUACAGACUACAAUAGACAAUUAUUUGUGUUCAUAUUUAUUGUGUGCGCAGUUUUGCCAGUACCAUAAAUGAUAGUAAAUAAUAUUUCAUUUUAUGGGGAUCGAAUUUAUGGAUAACAAUAAAGCAAUGAACUGUAAAAAUAAAUUUAAUGCAUUAGAUGGAAUAGAACACUUUUCAGACCUGCCAAGUUCAUCAGAAGAAAAAAAACCAAUCAGAAAAUUAUAUAUCAGUAAUUUUUGGGGAAAGGUUAAUCCAACAAUUCUGAAAGACCUAUUUUCACAGUACGGUGAAAUAAUUGAAUGUCGAGGUCCAUUUGUCAAUAUCAGAGGACAUCAUUUUGCUUUCAUUACAUUUAGUAAACCCGAGGAAGCUCACAAAGCUUUAGAGGCUGGCCGUCGUAAAGAAGUUAUUUUAUUCAAGAACAAACCAUUAAAUAUAAUGCCUUCAUUUCCACAUACGCAACCUACUGAAAGUCAGAUUAAAAAAUUAUUAUCAAAAAAAACUAAGAAGAAACGUAAGAAGACUAAGCCAGAAAAUCAAAAUAAAAAUAAAAAUAAGAAAAAGACUAAGAAUAUAAAAACACCUAAAAUUGAUUACAUCAACAAGAUUGAUGAUGACUGUUUAAUUAAUAUUUUUGUUCUGUUACCAAUGAAUGACCGUAUGAGAAUUGAACGAGUUUGUAAACGGUGGCAAGAUGUCAGUGCACGUGCCUGGCAUGACAUCAAAGAACUCGACUUAACACAACCCUUCCAGUUUUCAAAUUCAAAUAGUAAAGCUCAGAUUAAAAAUCGUACUGUAGAAAAAAUUCUUGAGAGAUGCGGACGUUUUUUAUCAACUUUACAAUUUUCUACAUGUAAUUUAGGCUAUAAUGCUGAAACAUUGCCAGUAAUUGGCGAGCAUUGUAAAAAUCUCACUAGGCUAACUCUUCAAUUACGUAAACACCCAAACAAAGAGUUGAACAAACUAUUUGCACAAUUUAAAAAAAUUCAGUAUCUAGAAAUCAAAGACAUAGGGAAAGAUUUUAAAUGUAAUAGUUUGGCAUCUUUACCUCAUGAUACUAUUGAGGAAAUACAUUUGUCAACAAAAGUAACUUACGAAUCAUUCGACCCUCACUUGAGAAGCUUUGGACGUUCUGGGCCAAAUACGUUCCGUAAAUUUAGUAACAUACGGUCGCUAACUAUGACUGGAUUUAUCUUAAAACCAGAUCUAAUUAAAGUUAUUGCUGAAAAAACACAUUUAACGUACCUGUCGCUUGCAAACUGCAGCAUCAAACAAAAAAAUAUUAUUAAAUUAGCGUGCUUGCGAAAAUUGGAGUACUUGAAUCUUUCUAAGGUUUUAGAAGUAACGAGUGAUUUUCUUAUCGCUCUGGCAUCGAAUUGUACUGAACUCAAAUACUUAAAUAUUACUGAUUGUUCAUCAGUAUCAAACUCCGGGAUAGCAGCACUGUCAAUGUUACCUCAGUUAGAAACAUUAAUAAUUAAUGAACUGUAUGAUAUAACAGAUGUGACUGUCAGUAAUUUUGUUAGUCUACAAGAAUUACACUGCGAAAAUUGUGAACAAAUUCAAGACGCAGGAAUUAUGAUAUUACUUCAGACUGCCCCUAAUUUAAAGAUUCUUAAUUUAUUUAACACUUCUAUAUCAACAGCAGUGCUGGAUACUGCCGAAGUUAUUACGAGAAAACGUACCAACAAUUUACUACUCCGUAUUAAAGUAAAUACAAUGGUACUGGACGAGUGGGAAGAUAGAACUAAUCCAUCACCACUUCUGGACGUCGAAGGCAAAGACGAGACUGUCUCAGACGUAUCUGAUGAGUUUCUGUAUGACCAUGACGAUGAUGACGAUUUAUGGGACCUCGGCAUCGAUGAUGAAUUCGAUGAUUACGACGCCGAUGAGUACGAUUUCGAUGAAUUCGAUUACAAUGGCGUCAAUCCUUUCUUUCUAUUCUAAAUGCUGUUAAUAUUAUUAUUAUUAUUAUUUAAUAAUAAUAUAUUUCAUAUAUAAGACCAUUAAAAUAAUUUAACUUUUCAUUUUCCAA
Messenger RNA from Microplitis mediator, 2406 nucleotides. RefSeq names its product F-box/LRR-repeat protein 7-like. The transcript has 7 exons. The record is from RefSeq and is a predicted model, not a curated record. Gene Ontology annotation, cellular component: SCF ubiquitin ligase complex. Lineage: Eukaryota; Metazoa; Arthropoda; Insecta; Hymenoptera; Braconidae. Bases 465 to 2318 code for a protein of 617 amino acids. Gene Ontology annotation, biological process: SCF-dependent proteasomal ubiquitin-dependent protein catabolic process. Gene Ontology annotation, molecular function: protein binding; RNA binding.